Molecule: messenger RNA, 1965 nt
Organism: Papaver somniferum (opium poppy)
Lineage: Eukaryota; Viridiplantae; Streptophyta; Magnoliopsida; Ranunculales; Papaveraceae
Product: heat shock cognate 70 kDa protein-like
Exons: 2
Coding region: 243-1730 (495 amino acids)
Biological process (GO): cellular response to unfolded protein; protein refolding
Cellular component (GO): cytoplasm
Molecular function (GO): ATP hydrolysis activity; ATP binding; ATP-dependent protein folding chaperone
Source: RefSeq, a predicted model, not a curated record
CUUCUGUCUAUCAAAAAAAUAAAAAUAAGAAUCUGAUUUUUUUCUUAAAAACAUUUCUGAGUGUGUUUCGAGUACUUAAUUGAUCUGCUAUUAAUAUAAAGGUUGGAAAAGCAAUAGGGAUUGAUUUAGGAACAACAUAUUCAUGUGUUGGAGUAUGGCAAAAUCACCGUGUUGAGAUUAUUCCUAAUGAUCAAGGGAAUAGAACUACACCUUCUUACGUUGCUUUUGAUGAUGUUGAACGCAUGAUCGGUGAUGGUGCUAAGAAUCAAGUCGCUAUGAAUCCGGUCAACACCGUUUUUGAUGCAAAACGUUUAAUUGGUAGGAAAUUCGGAGAUAGUUUUAUUCAGAGUGAUAUGAAGCUAUGGCCCUUUAAAGUCAUUCCUGGCGUAGACAAGAAACCCAUAAUUCAAGUGAGUUACAAGGGAAAGAAUAUACAGUUUUCAGCUGAGGAAAUCUCAGCCAUGAUUCUCACUAAGAUGAGAGAAAUUGCCGAAGCUUAUCUUGGUUCAACUGUUAAGGAUGCUGUCGUCACAGUUCCUGCUUACUUCAAUGAUUCUCAGCGUCAAGCUACUAAGGAUGCUGCUAAAAUUGCUGGCCUAAAUGUACUGCAAAUAAUUAAUGAACCAACAGCGGCCGGAAUUGCUUAUGGUCUUGAUAAGAAGGCGACCAAUGUGGGCGCAAACAAUGUUCUUAUUUUUGAUCUUGGUGGUGGCACUCUGGAUGUUUCCGUACUCACCAUUAACGGGGGAAACUUUGUAGUCAAGGCUACGGCUGGAGAUACCCAUCUUGGAGGAGAAGAUUUUGAAAACAGGAUGGUCGAUCACUUUAUAAAAGAGUUCAAGAAGAAGCACAACAAGGACAUCAGUGGAAAUGCAAGGGCCGUUAGGAGGUUGAAAACAUCUUGCGAGAGAGCAAAGAGGGCCCUUUCAUCCAAUGUUCGCACAACCUUUGAACUUGAAGCUCUGUAUGAAGGAUUAGAUUUUCAUGCGCCCAUCACUCGUGCUAAAUUUGAAGAGCUGAACAUGGAUUUGUUCACGAUAUGCAUGGGACCUGUUGAGAAGUGUUUGUGGGAUGCCAAGAUGGAUAAAAGUGCCAUUCGCGAAGUUGUCUUCGUUGGUGGGUCCACUAGAAUUCCAAAGGUUCAAUCUCUAUUGCAGGAUUUCUUUAAUGGGAAGAAACUCAACAAGAGCAUCAACCCUGAUGAGGCUGUGGCAUAUGGUGCUGCGGUGCAAGCUGCUAUUUUGAGUGGUGAGGGUGAUGAGGAGGUGCAGGACUUGGUGUUGUUGGACGUCACCCCUCUUUCUCUUGGUAUUGAGGUUGGUGAUGGUGUUAUGAGUACAUUGAUCCCCAGGAACACAGUCAUCCCCGUGAAGAAGGAAAAGCUCUACACUACCAACGCGGACAAUCAAACCUAUUUGGUUUUUCCUGUGUAUGAGGGUGAGAGAGAUAGAACCCGUGACAAUAACUUGCUGGGUGAGUUUGAGCUAAGAGGAAUUCCCCCAGUAGGUCGUGGUGUCCCUAGGAUCGUAGUAUGCUUUGAUUUGGAUGCAAAUGGUAUAUUGAAUGUGUCUGCCCAGGAUAAGACAAGUGGGAUCAAAAAUAGGAUCACUGUUGUAAACAAAAAAGGGAGGUUGUCGACUACUGAAAUUAAGAAGAUGGUCCGAGACGCUAAGAAAUACAGGUCAGAAGAUGAAGCAUUACGCAUACAACGUGACGCGAACGGUGAAUAAAAACAGAGUGAAGCUCAUGUAGGAUAAAAAACAAUGCUAAUAAUUGUUGGAAGUUAAACCAAGAUAUGGUGUUUUGCUUCGUGGAUCCACAUCAUAUCUUGAUCCAGUACGAAUGGAUCAACUGCUGUAGUUGACGCAGUCAAGUUGGAUCAACAAGAACAGUUGACACACUGAGCGAUAUUUGGAAGUUCGAGUUAACUAGAAGAGCAAGUUGUGUCGGUUCCUUGUUUUAGAG